Nezara viridula (southern green stink bug) is the source of this 279-nucleotide messenger RNA. The record is from the annotation of a GenBank genome assembly. Lineage: Eukaryota; Metazoa; Arthropoda; Insecta; Hemiptera; Pentatomidae.
AUGCACGGAUAUCGUGCGGGCUGCAGCGAGAACAGCUCACGCCGCUCUAGCGGUCCUCCGGAUCUAGGACACCGGUACCUCUACCAGUACCUGGAGCUCGUGCAUCAUCCUAAUGUUUCCAAAUCGGUUGUUGAAGCUAAAUGUUCCCCGACGUACAGUUCUCGCAGAUAUUAUUAUUGGGCGAAGAGAAGGAAGCCGGGUAGCAUAUUGGGCCCCGACCUAGACAAACAAGAACACGAGUUGAUAUUAGGGGACGCAACAUGUUGCCUUGCCCUAUAG